CACGCACGCAUGCACACAGAUAGCCUCACUCGCGUAAGCUAUAAACAUGGCCGUCGUGCUUUGUGAUGAUGAUUAUCCGUGCCAGUUUGUUGUACGGUCGAGUGUCGCGCGUGAUUGCAAAUAAUAUGGAUACGAGAAGCAGCAGUCCCGGAGACCCAGGCUGUCGUCUGGGUAAGCAAUGAAUGUACUUCGUAUUUUGACACCGUGUGUGUUACAACGCAGACGCAUAAGAAGUAUAGAUAAUACUGAUAAAAGGGAUUCCUGGUUUAUGAGAAGACAGCGUGGAGAUGCCUCUCACAUGACACAUAGAAUGGGUGCUUCUGCAUCAUCAAGCAUCACCAACGUAGGUGGAGAUUCGGUUCAAGCAGCUAGACUCUCAGCGUCAAGUAGUCCAGAACAACAUGGCAUUGCAGUUAGUUGUUUAUUCAUGUAUAGAGAGAAAAAGAAGAAGAUGACAGGAUUUGCAACAUUACGCAAGAAAUUUAUUAGGAGACGCCGUUCUUCUAAAGCAUGUGAUCAUGGUAGAAUUAUUAGAGAUUUGGUGUCCACAUGGAGUCAUUUGGAAGCAACAGCUCUGCUUGAGGAGUAUGAGGCGUUAGCUGCAUUGAAAGAUCUUCAUGUUCAAGCUGAACUAGCUAGACCACCGGCUGCUACUUUCAAGCAAGAUCUGUCAAUGUUAUAUGAUUACAAACAUUGUUCCGAUGUGGAUCUUGUAUAUAGAGGAGCGUGUUUUCCCGUUCACAGAGCCGUGCUUUCUGCUAGAUGUCCAUACUUUAGGGAUCUUCUGGCUGGCUGCCCUGGAUAUGGUGCUAGAAUAUGUUUGGAGUUAAGGACUCCGCAUCUCGAAGUGCAGAUGUUCUCAGCAUUAUUACGAUAUCUUUACACUGGUGAUAUCUGCCCGCACGAUGCAACAUUAGAAGCGAAUCUACUUCGGAGACUCGGUGAAGAGUUUGGAACUCCAAAUCCAUUAGAACAUGAUCUCAGAUAUUUGCUGGAUACUGGUGAUUAUGCCGAUGCCGCUCUCGUAUUCACCUCGGACAACGAUUAUCAAAGACCGGAUAGCGGCAGUUCGGAGUAUGGAUUUCGUCCCAAAUUAGAGCUGCCAUGUCACAAAGCGAUACUCUCCGCAAGAUCUCCUUUCUUUAGAAAUUUAAUACAAAGACGGACCAGAUCGGGCGAGGAUCACACAGAAAGGGCGCUUCAUAUACCUACUAGAAUAGUACUGGAUGAAAGUGUAAUACCUAAGCGAUAUGCCAGAGUCUUGUUACAUGCUGUGUAUCUAGAUACCGUCGAUUUGUCAUUAAUAUUGCGAGGAAGUGGUUGCGGAAAUAGCGCUGGUAGCUUGGGAGAGGUUCAAGCUCUAACACAUACGGGUCGAAUGCGACCGAGUCCCUUGGAAGAAGCGAUGGAAUUGUAUCAAAUCGGACGAUUUCUCGAGCUUGAUAUAUUAUCGCAAGGUUGCGAAGAUCUUAUCUUGGAAUAUCUCACCUUGGAAUCGCUGCCGACUGUUCUCAAAUGGGGUAGUCAACCACACGGAUCAGCAUGGGUGCACAGACAAGCGUUACAUUACUUAAGAGAAGAAUUUCAGCCGAUUGCUUCGUCCUCGAUUCUCCAUCAGUUAGAUCAUGCCCAUUUAGCGAAUGUAUUACAGAGUCAUUUUUUACAAGCGAGCGAACUUGAAGUACUGCAGGCAGUGCUUAAAUGGGGCGAACACGAAUUAGUACGUCGAAUGGAGGAUCGAGAGCCUAAUUUGCUUAGCCAUACGGUGCAUUCUGUGACCAGAAAGGGUAUUAAGAAGAGAGAUCUCAGCGACAUCGAAUUAAGAGAGAUACUAAGCGAACUUUUGCCGCUUGUCAGAAUAGACCAUAUAUUGCCGCCGAAUAGUGAAGCAUUAGCACAGGCUAUUAGGAGAGGACUGGUUUCAACUCCGCCGAGUCAUAUGAUAGGAGACGAAAGGGAUAAUUUACGAGUGAAUGCUUGGAUAAGAGGUGGAAAAAAGAACGGAUUUUUCGUGAGACCAAGGUUAUUCAUGCCAUAUUAUGAAGAGAUCAAGUCCUUGGUGGAAGAACAGAUGAUCCAAGAAGCUGAUCUAGUGAGAUUGCGGAGGCCGCGAUAUGUAGCGGAUAUACCGGAUGCGUUGUACAUGGUGGAGGAGAAACCAAGAGCUAUGGGUACCGCUGGUGUUGAUGUUCUCGCUGCAGCGUUUCCAGUGCCAGAUUCUGCAACGAUGGCUGCAAUGCUGAAACGGGAACAGAAAUUGAAGCAAUCACCGAGCUGUCAGCGGGCCAUAAGCUUGCCACUUUCUUCGCGACACGAGAUCAAUCGGCAAGUGCGACUGCGCGUUGUCAGGGAAUUCAACUUGCCCGAUACUGUAGCUGAUCUUUUGGAGAACACAGCGUCUUACAGUAUAAAAGAGCAAAACGAGCAGAGGAUGACAGAUAUAGAGGACAUUGACUCGCCUGGCAUGGGUAUUCGUGUGAGAACUACCGCCCCGGUGUGUUACGGGAGGAACAUGACAUUUCCUCGGCCGACUUCGUCUUACGCACAUAGACACGAACUUCCAGCUAUAGUGACCGAGGGAGAGAGCUGCAGACUUCUGGCCGAGCAACAAGAGGCCAACUCCUGCAGCGACGGCCAGUUGUCGGGCGUAAUGCCGGACGUAGCGAUGGCGACGGCCUCCUUCGGUGCUUUGCAUUUAAUCGAGGAACAGGAACUGGAGUUGGAUCUCGGUGACGGGGCGUCGCACCUCUUGCCGCACAUUUCCCCGUCAAGUGGCGGAACCAUCGAGACUCAUCGGUCGUCGCUUCCUCAUCAGCAUCAAAGACACUUCUCUGGUCCGCCACCCCCACCUUAUGUGUAUCAUCGUGCUGGCACUGCCUUACCGAGGUUUAUUUGAAAUUUAUAUACAAUAUGCAGUAGGAGCGAACAAUAUGGCAACUACUGAUCUCCCCCUCCCUUCUUUCUCUCUCUUUCUCUUUCUCUCUUUCUCUUUAUCGUCCCUUAUUAUAUAGUCGUUUAUCGUAGCGUGUCGUAGCGUAUCGAUCAAACCUUGUUAUUGCGGGUACAAAUUUAUUACAAGGAUAUAAUUGUAUGUAUAUUUUAUUUAAAGCAAACUUGAAAAAAAGUGGGAAAUUGCUUGGUUUAAAAGUAAUCUUACCGAUUUCCCCUAGGGGAGUCACACAUUGUGAAUAUACAUGAAAAAAAUAUGCUUACGAGUACGGUGCCACUUCGCGAACGUAUACGGUGUAUACAGAGAGGUUUCACUGUACAAUAUAUAAAUAUAUAUAUAUAUGUAAUAAUUAACAAUAAGUGCAAUCGUACGAGAUAAAAAAUUGCGAUUUAUAUAUAUUAUAUAUAAAUUAUGUAAUCGUGAUAUGUGUAUGUGAGUGUACUUAUGCGUGUAUGUGUGUGUGUGUGAGUGUAUGCGUAUGAGUAUGUGAUUUGAGAUAAUGUGUAUUCACGAUUCCGGAGACUGUCAAGACUGUUUAACAAGAAAGUUUCCAGAGGAGAAGAGAAAAAAUAAUAUAAUGUGUACGAAAUGUAUUGAAUAAAUCGCGUCUUGUGUGCUUGCGGAGCACCAUCCUUACACUCUACAUAAUUACACGAGAGAGGAGAGUGAAAGUGUAUAAUUCUUUGUUCCUGAAUCGCGGGUGAACGUGCGGCAGAGCAACUAUACGCGAAUGGAGCCGCGAAGCGGCUUGAUGACAUUUUGCCGCACAUGUGGAACUUUUUUAUUUUUCUUCUCUUCUAGGACAGUUUCAAUGUAUGCGACGGGGUAUAGUAAGACUGUAAGUAUACAAGAGAGAGAAAAUCCAAUCGAUAAAACAUAUAUCGCGCGCUUAGAGAUGACGUCCGGGGCGCCUCUGGUCGUAAAAAGCGUGCGUGACGUCCACGAUAUUUAAUGGGUUAAUUAAUUAUCGCUAAGUGCCCGGGUGCAUGAGAAUUUUCUAAGAAAAAAUUUUCCAUGAAUUUUAAAUGUACGCCUCCACUACACCGGCCUUGCCUGCUCCGCCGCUAGUACAUCCGCAAACGGGAUAAGUACGUGUAUUAUAUACGGGGUGACCCAGAAGUCGCGUACUAUCUGCUGAUAUUCUGCAAAGUUUAUAAAAAAAUAGAGCUCCAUUUCCGAGAUAUUAAUAUCAUAUUACGCGCGAUUGAAUCUUGAAAGUUCUCGGCAAUCCGAGUUUGUUAGGAGGGAUGUAAAACAUAAAUAUCUCUUACGUAAUUUCAAGAGAAUUGAAAUUUAACGUUUAACAGAAUUAUAAAUUUCUGAUUUAGAAAUAAAUAAUUAGAAGCAAUAAUUGCUAAAGUAAUAAUUGAGAAUUGAAGAAAUGCUACAUCCAAUUAAACUCUCGCAUAUUUAAAUUCUUCUUUAAUCGAAAAAUGGUUGACUACAACUUGACUGUUUCGAUCAAGGAUUUGCAACCGAGACGAAAGUUUGUUUCUGGGUCAUUGUGUUAUACAUCGUUCCGCAAAAGUCAUAAAAUGUCAGACUUUAUUUCAAUUCCGUCAUAUGUAUACCGUAGCAAAACUGUGGAGAACGCGUAUUAGCCACUUUCACUCUUGUCGAAGUAACAACGAUCAGGCGGAAAUUAAUUACUCCAUAAAAACGUACAGAUGUAAGAUUAAUAUGGACAGAUAAUAACACGACUCUAUCCUUUAUUUAAUACGCGGCUCUUCUGCAUCGCGUGACGUGUGGGAUGUAAUUAUUAUUAUUAAGAUAUUCUCGAUAUAGAGAACUCGUGUUUAAACACAUAUUUGAGGGAUUCUUUUACCGUCCUUGCGUUAGAUACUUGAAAUUAUUAUUUCCUAUAUAUGUAGAUGUAUACAAAUAUUAUGCGUUCGUAAAUCUCUGAUCAAUUAAUUUAAUUGUAUUAUAUGCAUAUUUUUUUGUUAUAUAUGUCUUUAAAAGACGCAUUUCGUUUCUAAGCAGGAAUGAAAUUCGACGUUGGCGGCGUUGUUAUCAUCGCUGACAUAAAAUGUGAUAUUAUUCGAGAAAGUUCUUGAUUCGAUGAUCAUUGUGGUUUACAAUAUAAACCUUUCUCACAGACUUCCCUGCCCUGUGGAUUAAAAAGUUAUAUAUAUUAUUAUGUAAAAUAUAUUAACUGUACGCGAUAUUCAUAAGCUAUUAUAAAUACCGAUCGUCUGCUUUGUAAAGUGUGUCAUUCGCGUUUACUAUCUUGCGUAUUCGUAAAAAUUAUUGAGUCUGUCAAAUGAUAUUAGAUCGUGAAUCCACGAUCGUAUCAAGUAACGUAACAAGCGUCAGUAGUAGGUGAAAUCCACGAUCGAGAGAGAGGUUGGUGAAGUUAUAUAUAAUUUAAAAGCAACUAGACCAACUUUUAAGACCAGAAUAAAAGAAUAGUUAUCACGUAGAUAGAGAUUAAUACUGUAUAGACUGAAGUAUAUCAUGAGAGUAGUAUUUUGACAUUCGUAUAGUUUCGGCGUUGCAAAAAAAAAAAGAAAAGGUAAAUUAAAUGAUACUUCCAUUCGAAUAUCCAAGAUUCUUCUUUCCUUACCUCAAAAUUAUUUAUUUAUAAGCUAUCAGCAAUUGUUGCAUUACAUUCGCCAAAAAACUCAAAAUUAAUUUAUCUUUUUUUAUGAUUUGCACGAUAAAUAGCGCUCGUUGGAUAUAUAUUUAAAAAUAAAGUUUAAUAAAUAUAUAUAUAUAUUUCAGAACGGAAAAA
This is a messenger RNA of Cataglyphis hispanica, 5684 nucleotides long. Its product is annotated as BTB/POZ domain-containing protein 7. The coding region runs from base 179 to 2896 and encodes 905 amino acids. The record is from RefSeq and is a predicted model, not a curated record. The transcript is spliced from 11 exons. Gene Ontology annotation, molecular function: protein binding. NCBI's taxonomy places the organism in Eukaryota, Metazoa, Arthropoda, Insecta, Hymenoptera, Formicidae. Gene Ontology annotation, biological process: morphogenesis of a branching epithelium.